Styela clava is the source of this 1339-nucleotide messenger RNA. Its product is annotated as PDZ and LIM domain protein 3-like. NCBI's taxonomy places the organism in Eukaryota, Metazoa, Chordata, Ascidiacea, Stolidobranchia, Styelidae. Gene Ontology annotation, molecular function: actin binding; muscle alpha-actinin binding. Gene Ontology annotation, biological process: muscle structure development; actin cytoskeleton organization. The record is from RefSeq and is a predicted model, not a curated record. Gene Ontology annotation, cellular component: Z disc; stress fiber; adherens junction.
CACUAUACUUUGCAAUGUAUUUUGCAGAUUCUUAAAUAUAAUUUACUAAAAUAAAUAGUUUCGAAAUGCCUUAUGAGGUAUCAAUGUCGGGCGGACAGCCUUGGGGAUUCCGUUUAUCAGGUGGAACUUUCGCAGGAGCACCUUGUACUAUUUCAAGAAUUACACCAGGAGGAAAAGCUGCACAAGCAAAUGUUAUGCAAGGCGAUGUUCUUAUUGCUGUCAAUGGGAUGUCAAUCAGUGAUCUUGAUUUACACGAAAUUAUGAAAUACAUCAAGAAUUCUGGCGAAGAAGUCCAUCUUACUUUGAUGGCGCAAGAAGAAAUCGAAGCAAAUCUGAAGAAUAAGAGACAGUCUGAAGUGAAUUUUACGACGGCCACCGAACUAGAACGUCCGGCAAGCAACAUGCAAUCACACACACCACGAGCACUCACACCAGCAUGCGCAGAAUCUCCAGCCCCAGUAGAUGCAUUACAAGAUUUUAGUAAUUUGAAGAUUGGUCAGAAAAAGAGCUUGCCUCCAUCUCCACUGGCAACAACGCCGGCUCCAAAAGAAGACGCAGUAGCCCAAUCCGAAGUGCGAGAGCAACCAACACCAAAACCCCGAACUACAUUGACGCCCGCGAACGGAGCCACGAGCAACAUUAAUCAAGACGAAGUGGAGAAAAACACACUGGAACCCCAUGGCGAAGCAGAACAGAAAGAAUACCCAGAUUAUGUGAAACGUUAUCUGAAACCACAAAAAGCAAUUCCAGAAUUCAAACCACAAGUCAAUUGGCUUCACGGUAAACUGAAGAUCAAUCUUAAAGGCAAUCCUAACGCACUCUCAGACCCAGGUAACAAAUUGAAAACUGCUGCUCAAGCUCAUCCAAAUCAGCCGAUAGAAAUUGAAGGACCUCUGUCUGCAACCGUUGUCCAUGCUCAGUACAAUACUCCCGUUGGAUUAUACAGUGGUAAUCAAAUUGUCAACACGUUGGUUGGAACAGCUGCAGCUAAAGGCGCAAAAGUUCCUAAUCCAGACACAUUCUGUGAAAAUCACAUUGAUAUCAACAAGGACACUCCAGUAUACAAAUUAAUUCACAAACAAGAACGAUCGUCGCAAGCACCAGCUCAAUCCAGAUCGAUCCAGAUUCUCGAUGCCCUUCUGUCAACUCCUGGAGCCACAUUACCUUCUGCAUUUUAAAUUGCAUAAAACUAUGAACUGCCGCAUUUUAAAGACAAACAUCAGUCAUACUUGCACAUUUAUUUAAAUGACUUAUUAUAGCCUGCUGUGACUGUCUAUGUUAAUUGCAUGUACAUUGUUGUUAAACGAGGUUUUCAGAAAAAUAAAAUAUAUGUAUCGUA